AUAUUCACGGCAGUGGAAACUCGUGCAGAUUUCGAACGACAGUUGGUGAGUGCCGUGCCAAGGGCGAAAGUCGGCGACGCGCGCGGGAUAUAUUCGCGCGGCCUAGGACAUUCCGGAGUACGAGAGGACGACCGACCGGCCGAUGUCACGCCGCCGAGAUAUUAGUGCGCAUGUGCGCGGGUUACACUUGACGGGCUCAAAAAAUCAAUGACCUCUCUCCCUCGGCCGUGAUCUCGCGAAAUAUAUUCGUCGUGGUAUAACGAAAUAACGCUUGUCGGUCUCCGCGAUUCGCACGCGAGGAUCGCUUCAUUAUCGAGACAAAACAUCGCGUCGCGCGCGCGCGAUGACACGCAUCUCGCUGGCAUCGACGACGACGACACGCGGGGCAGGAGAGGGGAGAAGAGCGCGAGAACGCGGAGAGAGAAGAGAAGAUGGCCGGCGCGAUGAGGGUGCAGCUCGGGUGGCGGCGCUAGUGUAAGACGGCCGAAUAGCGGUAUACGCGGUGGAAACCAGCCGGGCAACCUCCACCGUUCGACACCGUCGCUCGGCGCUUCAGUUCGUGUCCUCUCGCUGUACACGACGGUGCGGUCGCGCCGGCGUCGUUCCUCGUUUCGCGAAAUACAAACUGAACAGAAGGGAGAAAACGUAAAAGAGCGUGUAAGAGAGAGAUAAACGUAAAGGAGAGAACGAACGGACUUGUGUGUCGCGCGAGAGAAAAAUAACCGUGGAAUUCGAAUCGAUAAACAAACAUCGGAACAGUAACACGGGUGUCUAUACAUCGAGAGAUCGUCGUUUGUUUUUAUUCUCUAUUCAUGCUCGGAGUUGAAACGCGAGUCGCUCCAAAGGUGUCGUCAGUCGCACCGGCAACUUCGCACCGAAGAAGUCUACAAUGUGAAAGUGGUGAUAAUCCAGUGCGCGGCUUAAAUCCGUUCGCGACGCGUUCCAUCUACGAUAAAUUCUUCUCGCCGAUUAUACGGUGCAACGAUUCGCGACUCGCGUCUGUACGAGUGGAGUGGUGAACCGUUGAAAAGAGAGAGAGAAAAGGGGAGGGAAAAAGGAGAGACAAGCGCACGCGAGAGAGGAGCGCGUACACUCUCUCUCUCUCUCUAUCUCUCUCUCUCUCUCUCUUUCCUCGUCGCGUCGCGCGCGCGGUGCACCGCCGCCGUCCGUCCACCUUUCGCGUUGCCGCGAAUGCACGGGAUAAAAUGGCGCUUGCUUUCGUCCGUGCACCUCUAUCGACCGUGACGAACUGUUCGACGGGAUCGCGUCGGCAUCGCUCGCCGCGGCCCUUCUGAGGGAAUCAACGAUAUCCCGUGUGCAACUCGUCGUCGUCGUCGUCGUCGUUCCUCCCCCUAUCCGGGGAUCCAUCGUCGGACGUUGUCGUGAUCGUCGUGCCCCUUUCUUUAUCUCCACCGUCGGGGUACCGUGCGCGAAAUACCGAGUGUGUAUAUGUGUGUGCAAGUGCCAGAGAACAUCGGGAGCUAUCAAAAGCGGCAAUUUCGGAGCGAAGUGCCUGUCGACGAUGGAGUGAAUUCUAGAUUUAGCAGCCAAUAAAACUGCUCUUCGUUUAUCAGUGACAGAGGCUUGGAUCCACAUCGAAGAGUCGAAAUUGGCAAAGCAAGAUCGAGUCUGCUAUACAACUGUAUCACCAUGUAAAGUAAAUGAGAAGAAUUAGUUUCCGUUUGCCAUAUUAAAGAAAAACACAUGUUAGGGAUGAAGCGAGACGACGUGUAAAUGCGUGUUUGGCUCAGUGAUAUUAGUUAUCACGUGCACUUAUAACAUUGUUAUUUAUCAUUAACGAACGUAUGAUCAGCACCGCGAGUGCGCUGAAAGAAUUCUGGAAAUAGUGAAAAGCCGCGGAACGAUAAGCUGGAGCAUAAGCGGGUGAGGAAAGCUGUGGCCGGUGAAGAAGGCGGAGGUGGUGGGUGACGAAGAGGGUGCAGGAAUUGGACGGUGGCGACCGGUGGUGGUCGUGACGGGCAAGACGACAAUCGAGGCGCGAAGCGAGGCUUCGAGGAGGCAUGAGGAGGCGAGAGUGACGACACUGCAUCCUCGCGCUGAUCGUGAGAGGACCGGCGGCCGUCCACUGCGGCAGUGUGGGGCCCACACGGCGAUAAGAAUGGCCCCCUUCAAUAUGGCGGGCGUAGCAGGCCUCCUAGCCACCUGCGCCGCCGUUGCUGCUUCCGCUGCCCACCUUCUGCCGUUGCUGCUGCUGCUAAUCUGCCCGCGAGGGACCCAGGCGGAUCAAGUUGUUCUCUUGGACACGACGACAGAGGAGAAACUGGAUUGGACGAGAUACCCGUUCGGGCCUCAAGCUAGCACUCCCGGCUGGGUAGAGGAGUCUUUCACGAACUUCGACAAGGGUAUCAAUUGGCGGAGUUACGUUGUAUGCGACGUAGCGUACAACAAUGUGAACAAUUGGCUGUGGACGCCAUUCGUGGAGAGGGGUCCGGCGAACCGCAUGUACAUAGAAAUAAAAUUCACGACCCGCGACUGCUCGCUAUUCCCCGGGAAUGCUCUCAGCUGUAAAGAGACCUUCAGUCUGCUGUAUUACGAGUUUGAUGCUGCUACUAAGGAACCGCCUCCAUGGGAGCCAGACAGUUAUAAACUUAUCGGUCGCAUUGCCGCGGGUGAGGGUAGAUUCAAUACGAACGCCGAGGUGGUAAUAAACACGGAGGUAAAGUCGAUUCCGGUGACGAAGAAGGGUGUCUACUUUGCUUUUCGCGAUCAGGGCGCUUGCAUAUCGAUCCUGGCCAUCAAGGUGUACUACAUCAAUUGUCCCGAGAUCUCGGUGAACUUUGCCCGUUUCCCGUCCACGCCGACCGGUCGCGAAGUCGCGCUCAUUGAACAAACGCUCGGUAUUUGCGUUGAGAAUGCCGUCAAAAUCGCCCAGCCGACUUUCCUCUGCAAGGGAGACGGCAAAUGGUAUCUACCCACGGGUGGAUGUCACUGCAAACCCGGCUAUCAAGCUGACGUGGAGAAGCAGCAGUGCAAGUUGUGCCCAAUAGGUAAAUUCAAGCACGAGGCGGGCUCCCACACCUGCGAACCAUGUCCGGAGCACAGCAAAGCCUCCGAUUACGGCUUUACGGAGUGUCGUUGCGACCCGGGCUAUUAUCGGGCAGAAAAGGAUCCCAAGAAUAUGCCUUGUACGCAACCACCUUCGGCACCGCAAAACCUGACCGUCAACUUUGUCGAUCAGUCCACGGUGAUCCUUUCCUGGAACGCGCCGCAUAUGCAAGGUGGCAGGUCCGACACGACUUAUAAAGUGGUUUGCGAUGCUUGCAGCACGGAUGUCAAAUACAUUCCUAAUACUGAAACCUUCAACGACACAAAAAUCACGAUAACCGGUCUGAACGCGGUGACUACUUAUCGCUUCCAAGUAUUCGCUCAGAAUGGCGUAUCGUUGUUGACCCAAAAGAAGGAAUACGUCGAUAUUACUGUUACAACAGAAGCUAGUGUGCCGAGUCUAGUGAGCAACGUCAGGAUCACGAGUGUCAAGAGCUCGGAGCUCAGCAUCAGCUGGGACGCGCCAGUCAUCGAAGUCGGCGGAGACAGCGAUCUCGUCGAACGAUACGAAGUGAGGUGUUACCCGCGCUAUGACGACGCCACUAAUGCAACCGUCAUUCAAACGUCUGAGCUGUCCGCCACGUUCAAAGGCCUAAAGGCUUCCACGGAUUACGCGAUACAGGUUCGCGCCAAGACCACCCGCGGCUGGGGCGAGUAUACGCCGGUGGUAUUUAAGAAAACACCCCACGCCAUGGGUUUAGACUACGUCGGCGAGGACGACAACAUGCAAGUUAGGAUAAUCGCAGGGGCAAUCGUCGCUGUCGUCGUACUUCUUGUGAUUAUUAUCAUCAUGACCGUUUUGAUUCUUAGAAGCAGAUUCAUGCGAUUCAUGCGAUUUCGUUGCAGCAGGGCCUCGGACGAGUGCAACAAGAAGCAGCCCAGCGACUGCGAUACUCUGGAGUACCGAAACGGCGAAGGACUAGUUGUGACCUACAUGCACUGCAAAAUGGACAGUUCACCGAUUGUGACAACCCAUACCAACAACAAGAGCAAGUCCUCGCUGACCACGCCGCUAUUCACACCUGCAGUGGGGGUCGCCGCGGCGGGCGCAGGCGGCGCAGGCGGUGCAGGUGCGAGGAGUUACGUGGAUCCUCACACCUACGAGGAUCCGAAUCAGGCUGUACGAGAAUUCGCUCGCGAGAUCGACGCCGGAUACAUCACGAUAGAGGCAAUCAUAGGUGGCGGAGAAUUCGGCGACGUCUGCCGAGGGAAACUGAAGCUGCCUCCUGACGGACGGACGGAAAUAGAUGUGGCCAUAAAAACGCUGAAGCCGGGCUCUGCAGACAAGGCGCGUAACGAUUUCCUGACAGAGGCGUCGAUAAUGGGCCAGUUCGAGCAUCCCAACGUGAUAUUCUUGCAAGGCGUUGUAACGAAGAGCAAUCCGGUGAUGAUCAUCACGGAGUUUAUGGAGAACGGCAGCCUGGAUACUUUCUUGCGCGCUAACGACGGCAAGUUCCAAGUGCUUCAAUUGGUGGGGAUGCUGCGCGGCAUUGCCAGCGGUAUGCAGUAUCUCGCGGAGAUGAACUACGUGCAUCGCGAUCUCGCCGCGAGAAACGUGUUAGUCAACGCCGCUCUGGUUUGCAAGAUUGCCGACUUUGGACUCAGUAGAGAGAUCGAGAGCGCCACGGAGGGAGCUUACACGACCAGGGGCGGUAAAAUCCCGGUGCGGUGGACGGCACCGGAAGCGAUAGCCUUCCGUAAAUUCACCAGCGCCUCCGACGUCUGGAGUAUGGGCAUCGUGUGUUGGGAGGUAAUGUCGUAUGGCGAGAGGCCGUACUGGAACUGGUCGAAUCAAGAUGUGAUAAAGUCGAUCGAGAAGGGCUACAGGCUUCCAGCGCCAAUGGACUGUCCGGAGGCUAUCUACCAGCUGAUGCUCGAUUGCUGGCAGAAGGAACGCACCCAUCGGCCAACCUUCGCCAAUCUCACGCAGACUUUGGACAAGCUCAUACGAAGCCCGGACACGCUGAGAAAAAUUGCUCAGAACAGGGGCACCAAUCCACUGGCGCCGGACGCGGUGGACCUAACGCAAUUGACUUCUGUCAGCGAAUGGCUGGCUUCCAUCAAGAUGUCACGAUACGCGGAAAGCUUCGAGCAGGCAGGCGUGACGACGCUGGAAGCUGCGGCGCGUGUCACCGUCCAGGAGCUCACGGCUCUUGGCAUAACGCUCGUGGGACACCAGAAGAAGAUUAUGAACAGCGUAACGGCGUUACGGGCGCAAAUGUCGGCCACCUCGCAAGGUUUCCUCGUGUAAUAGGCCAUAUAUUAGGGUUACUCAAAUCCUGCAAAGGGAUCGUACGUAAGAAUCGGUCAAUCGGCAUAGAACUUUACUAUCCCAUGGAUCUCACGAAUUUCCAUUCUUCUCCCGAGGUGUCCCGUGAGACGAAUCGCGGGAGACGACGAACCGUGUAUCAUCUAGGACUCGUGAUUACCUAGUCAGAGCGAGAAUAUCCUCGAGAGAAUAUCUCUUUGCGCACAAGUAGAUCCGGUAAAGUAGUUCAGUGGUUGACUGAGGUGAAUCUUCCUGAAUGACACCUCCGAAACAACGCAAACGCCGUCUCGUCGAGAAAUUCCAAACACUCGUACUGCAGACAUUCCACUUUAAUAAGAAUCGAAAAGAUUCAUUUAGAACUCUCCUCGACAAAGCCAGGAGGAAACGAGAAAGUACGAGGACCAUACAUUCGUUAUCUCGCAUUUAAACCACAUACAACGACUUAUCAAACUCGUAGGUACACCUACUGCGAAACUUUCGCGUAAGUAAUAUCUAUAAAUGUCAAAAGAAUCACACUUAUGAUAACGAAUAAUGUCAUUUUUACGUUCAGAUCGAUCAGGACGUCGUAAAAAAUCGCUCUAAAAGAUAUUUGGCGGGAUCAAUGUAACACAUUUUCUUGUACGAAUAACGAGCAUCGAUUUUGUCUUUCGUUUCCUAGACCGUUUUCGUGAUCGACAUACGUAAGAUCAGACUGACAACGGAGUUGCGCGACUCAUCUCUGUAAUCACUGCCGCAAAAUUCACGUUAAAUCUUUCAUCACUAAUGUGAAUAGCCUUUUGUUUUACUUUAAAAUCUCGGUGUAAACCGUUGAAUUGUACAUGCUGUAUAUUUUUCUUCGAAGAUCCGUUGAGAUUUACAGCCGCAUUUUUUAUUCGUCGUGCUUGCGUUUUACGACAUUUUGUACUGAACAGCAGCUCCUUUUAGUACGUAUUAUAUAUAUCUGCGAUAUAAAGCAUUGAACGACGAGCUACAUGUCGGCCUAAAUGUCGUUCGAACACGUCUGCUCCUGGGCCUCGCUUUUUCUAAGUAUACUAAAGUUAUGCCUCUCUUUACGUAACAAUCGAUAUAAUAAUGUGCGUCUGAUAAAAAGAAACAACGCGAUGAUUUAGAAAAGUAGAGAAUCGUAUCACGAACUGUACCAAAAACGGACCGUAAUAGAAUUUUCGAGAUUCAUUAUUUCGUAUAGCGAAUGUAGCGAAUACAUUACACUAUCGUACGUCGCCUCGACAAUGCACACAAUUGACAGAACAAGGACGAGUUACGAAUGAGAGUGAGUGUUUGCGAGAUGUCUAUUAACUGUAACUUUACGCGGUUUUUAUCUUCGCGUUGCCUAUAUAAGAAUGUCGUAUUACGCGGCCUAUAUGGGGAUAUAUCUUUCGAUUAUAAGAAAAACGACAAAACGAACAAGGCGGACAUGUGCCAACGCGAGUGUGCAAGAGUUAUUUUAGCGCGAGACACGAUGUAAACGAGAGGAUGCGAGUGAAUGUGUGCAAGUUGUGUGCAUGAAAUUGAGAGAAUCUACAACCCGCUCUUCGCGCUAUAUUCGUAUGUACACGAGCGUGCGAUCACGAGAAAUUAUUCUAUAUACGUAUAAAGAUAUCUAUUGUACUAUAAAUACGCGAGACAUGUCGACCAGAAAGAACGAACAAAGAAAGACUCUCUAUCGAUAAGAGAAAUCGCCUAAUGACACCGCGAGGAAUGUCUGUUCUCGCUCCAGAAGACAAUGAGCACGAUACGUGAGAAAAUGAAAGAACAGUUUUGAACGCGUCCCACUAUAGCAAGCAAUGCGUCAACAUAUCAACAUUAUUCGGAAUGCAAAGCGAGCAAAGUAGAAAGGGACUUGCGUGCACGAACUUAUCGUUGCUCCGAGAUCUUGAGUCGACGCGACUCCGUUUCUCAUCAUUCUUCCCUAGCAGAUUCUAACGAAUGACGAAAGAGAAAAACUAAAAAAGAGAAGAAUGUAAAAAAAAAGAACGUAUACGCGUAAAUGGUAUGAGAUGUGCGGACAAAAUACGUAUACGCGAGCGACGAUGCGCGCAAUAAAGGCAUCGAGGCUCACCGAUGAUUUUCAUCGAAUGAUUUAUUUCUUCAUUUUCAUAGCCCGAUUGAGGAGUUUUCUCGUGCAAAGCAACGUCCAUUCCAAUAUAUAUGUAUUCGCAUAAUAGGAAUUUUUUUUUUCUUAGAGAACAAAAGAAAAAAAGAGAGAGAGAACCAGAGGCUUGCUUCAUCGUAUCUCGUUACAUCCGUAUUUGCUAAUCGUAAAGACUGUUUCUCGGGCCACGAUACGUACCCGGGAUACAUAUGUUACCGGCUAUUUGUUCUUAAAGAGACCAACAGGGCAGAGAGAAAUAUAUAUAUACACACACAGAAAUAUCGCGCAUGAGAUUGAAACGGCUUCCAAGUGAAUCCGACAAGCCACGGAGAAAUUCUUUUUAUUCUUUAAUUUAUCGAUUUAAUGUGUUUAGUAAUAUAUAGUCGACGAUGUCGAAACGACGAUGAAUAAAAGCGGAAGGCGCGCUUCAACAGGCGAGAUUUUGCGCUCAAUCAGAGAUACAAAGUGGACAACGACAAAGCGAACGACGUAGCGCUUCGCAGCCAGCCAAUUCUCUAUCCAUAUUGCCCUCCCUAUCUUUAAUCACAAAGAGACGAAAGUCGCGCCUGCGAAGCGCGCCGAACGGUCCGAUUAAAAUCGUCUGAUUUCGCUUCUGUCUCGAAGCACGAUCUAACGAUAUUUCGACCGUUCCCUCGUACAUAAAAUGUUACUCGAGAUCAUACUCGUAGCAUUAUAAAAAAAAUGCCGAGAUACGUCCUAGUGUCUUUCGGUUCGCCGUGCCACCUUCCGCGUUCGUUUUGCGAAAAAGGAAAAGAGAAACGAAAAACGGAAGACCGUGCGACGAGAGUAAAAUCUCCCUUAGGAAAAACAAAAAAAAAAGCGAGAGAGAAAGAGUAAGCUACUGAAAAUGGCGACGAUUAAGAAGCAAUAAGUGAAUACACGCAAAUGCAGAUUUUUAUAUAGAGAAUGUUAACAAAUUUCAGAUGAUAUUAAUUAUAGCGCUAUCUUCCUAAAUGUUCGUAUUAAAGGUUAAACGAAAAAAGUACGAUAAAACGUAAGAUGAGAUCGCGCGGAGUCCCGGCCGAAAAAGAGGAAGAAGACAAAAAAAGUUGUACGCGAGUCGAAUUCGCGCCGCGAUCGAUUGUAAUAAAGUUCGGUCGGAACUCCACGAACGAGAGAAAGAGAUUCUUAAAAAUUUUCAAGCUAUAACUAUCUGUGUUUUAGCGACGAAUCUGCGAGUGCGACCUGAAGUUUUGAGGAUGUUGUUAAUUUCGACAAAUCGAUAUUUAGAUUUCAUAGAGCUCUAUCAAUAUCACACACAUACACACACACGGCCACGUGUAGGCGCAAGAGAAAAAAAUAUGCGAAACUGAGGAUGUAUCAAUCGAUAGCGAAAGUAUCUCGUGUACAACUACUCCAAUUUUUUUUAUAUUCUGUCGACUUUCCCUCCAAAAUCUUAGGUCCCUCCCAUCAUUAUAUAGAUUAAAUUUUUUUACAUAAAAAAAUACGCGUUACACUUUCAAAGCUUUCGAUCGUACUUCACAUGUCACGUAUAUUUUGGUAUAUAUUAUGGUUAUCUCGUAUACAUGUAAAGCUUUAUUAAAAAAGAGUGUGUGAGACGAGAUCGAAUAGAAAAGAGCGGCAGGAAAAAUCCUGGGAAAUCAAAAUUACUUCAAUAUGCACCUUGUUGCGGUGAAUUUUUGUCCGCUCUUUUAUUCAUUAUUUCUUUUUCGAUCUUCUGAUAAAGAGAAAGCGAAAACGAGAUAACUAAAAGGAAAAAUCGUCAAAUCGCCUCUCGCGUUUUGCUUAACUCUUUAAUCAAUUUUAAUUCAAUUAUAUUACUAUUUAUUAAAAGAAAAGAAACUUAUUUAUUGUUUAGAGAUCUGACUAAAUUGCAAAACGUUUUAAUUAUAUCGUAAAUUAUCUAUUAUUAUUUAGCGACGAGAGAUGGAUGGGGCAGAGUGACGCGUUCUUUUCCUACUUUGGGAAUUUUCGAGAAAACUCUGUCGUGUAAAAAAGAAGAAACGAAGCUACAUCUACAGUGAUAAAUACGAUCGUUGUAUCGAAUUUGUGUACAUGCAGCUAUUAUAUUAUAUUAUAUUUAGUUAAGCGUUAAUUAAAUGAUUUACGCGGGCGCAUUGUUUUUUAUCCUUAUUUUCUACAAGUCUAUUUACAGCGAACUCUGUCAAAGUACCUGCUUCGAAAAAAACGAAAACGAUAAAAUCUGCGAAAAAAGAAAAGCAUAUUAAAAACAGGUACCGUCCCAUAUAUUAAACAGAAUUCACAGAAACAUGCGUACAUACCAUAUCCACACUCACACGCACACAGUCAUACAUGCAUCGCACUCUAUCAUACACACAUACAAUAAUUUAUAUACACUCGCCGAGCUGAGUUUUCAAUAAAAUUGGUUAAGCGAAUCGCCUCCGUGUGUCUUCGAUUCAUUGUAUAAAGGAAAAUGCAAGAAAAAAAAAAGCAAGCAAAGAGUUACUGUCGACAAAUUUUGGAACAUGUCUAAAACAUUUUUCCUAUGGUGUUGUCAAGACGAUGUUGAAUGUACAUAAGAUAUAAUAAAUAAUAUACCUUAUACGAUGUAAAAAAAA
Molecule: messenger RNA, 9988 nt
Organism: Formica exsecta
Lineage: Eukaryota; Metazoa; Arthropoda; Insecta; Hymenoptera; Formicidae
Gene: Eph
Product: ephrin type-B receptor 1-B
Exons: 16
Coding region: 2120-5317 (1065 amino acids)
Biological process (GO): cell surface receptor protein tyrosine kinase signaling pathway; protein phosphorylation; axon guidance
Cellular component (GO): neuron projection; plasma membrane
Molecular function (GO): transmembrane-ephrin receptor activity; protein binding; ATP binding
Source: RefSeq, a predicted model, not a curated record